Messenger RNA from Hibiscus syriacus, 440 nucleotides. Its product is annotated as transcription factor bHLH153-like. Lineage: Eukaryota; Viridiplantae; Streptophyta; Magnoliopsida; Malvales; Malvaceae. The transcript is spliced from 5 exons. The record is from RefSeq and is a predicted model, not a curated record. Gene Ontology annotation, biological process: regulation of transcription by RNA polymerase II. Gene Ontology annotation, molecular function: DNA-binding transcription factor activity, RNA polymerase II-specific; RNA polymerase II cis-regulatory region sequence-specific DNA binding; protein dimerization activity. The coding region runs from base 9 to 440 and encodes 143 amino acids. Gene Ontology annotation, cellular component: nucleus.
AACCAGGGAUGGAGAUUGGAAAGAUGAUAGAAAACAAAAGGGGUCCUUGCUCUGUCGACUAUAGCAGUCUCGCUUCUUUGGCAUCGAAACGGAAGAAGGCGGAUUUGUCUAUCUCCACAAAGGGUUUUCUAGCUGAUAGAAAAGAACACAGUGAACACAUUGUCGCUCUGCAGCAGCUUGUUUCACCGUACGGAAAGACAGAUACUUCUUCUGUCCUACCGGAGGGAAUGGAAUACAUACAAUUUCUUCACGAACAAGUUAAGGUGUUGAGUGCCCCGUACCUCCAAACAACACCAAGUAAUACGCAGAAUGUAGAGCAUUAUAGCCUGAGAAACCGAGGUUUAUGUCUUGUUCCGGUCUCUUGUACCGUAGGAAUUGCUCAGAGCAACGGUGCCGAUAUUUGGACUCCCAUCAAGACCGCAUCUCCUAAAUUCGACUAA